CACACACUCGAUCCAACGCGUGAGCAGUGAGAGAUCACCAUACCGCCCACAUUCUCAUUCGCGGCUCAGUUUCAGAGAGGGCAGUCAGACCACCACACUUGGAGGAGACCAAAUACUAUUAUAACACUAGGCUACAACGCGCGAACGAACUCUCCUGCAUAUUACGUUCAAAUGGCAGUUGUUACACAAAAAUAAUUGAUAGUAGAAGAAACACUCUUAUCGACCAAAUCCAAUUACAGAGAAUUGGAACUGAGAGGGCGCUUGGGCGUCUGGAGUCCAUCAGUUCCACUAUAAUGGAUACGCACGGGAACCAAAACGUGAGGCGACUCUCGGAAUGAACUGCACAAACUUGCAAGGACAAGUGACCAACGUCAAACCUCAUUAUCAGCCCAGCGCGCAAUCCUUGCGGCUCAUCAUUCUGCUGAUCCUAGUAAUGGGGGUGGCCCCAUCCCCAGCUCUGACAGCGGGAUGCCCGGCACGAUGCAUAUGCGAUGACCAGCUGGUGGUCCAGUGCGCCGGGCAGCACCUCACCGCCUUCCCCACUGACCUGCCGCUGGCCACGCGGCAGCUCAUCAUCUCCAACAAUCGCAUCGUGGAGCUGCCGCCGUUGCAGCUCAACUACCUGUCGGACUUGGUGUACUUGGACUGUAGCAACAAUUCCCUGACGGAGAUUUCUAUGUCCACAUUCGGGAACCUGGGGAAGCUUGCUUACCUGGACUUGUCUUUCAACACCUUAACGCGGAUAGAGGACAGGACGUUCGGUCCGCUCUCUAGCCUCGUGAUGCUGAGAAUGACGGACAACCCCGGCCUGUCGGAUAUUCACCCGGACGCUUUCGCAAAGAACUCGGCGCUGCAGGUGCUGGACGUGAGCCGGAACAACCUGACGGUGCUCAACAUCAGUUCUCUCAUCGCGCUGCCCAUCCUGCGCUCGGUCGGCCUCAGCGGGAAUUCCUGGAGCUGCGACUGCGAUAACGAGGACCUCUGUCUCUGGGUUCACAUCGAGGCAUUCAAGUUUCAAGAUGAGGGCCAGACGGUGUGCCGUGGUCCUCCUGAUCUGCAGGGGCAGCGUCUGGGUGAGCUGGGGCUGCAGCUGCGGUCGCGGUGCCACCAGGGCCUGGGUUCCUGGGACUACCUGUUCUUCCUCGCCAUCGGCUUCGUUAUCUUCGCGGCAGGAACGAUGUCGGCGUGGGCAAUCGGCGUGGUCAUGGUACUGUACGAACGCUAUGUCAAGAAGAAGAGCGAGCAGAUGGACCCAGAUGACGAGGUUGAACAGCACGCAGGACCUGGCACGGGGGGCGCAGGGGGUCACCAUGCCAACCCACGAGGUAAUGGGGAUUUGAAAAACACUGGUCACAUGGUGGUAUGACUCCACCCUGUCCCACAACCUCCAUACCGACUGUGCCUCGGAACCUACAGAACUACAAAACCUUUGAUGUCAUAAAAUGACAGAGGUUGAGAAGAAACUACAAAGCAGAGCACACUGGGAUUAAUAAAAUACAGAAGAGAGACAACGCAGAAAUGUGCCUGAUUUUCAUGGUGAUUGAGAGUUGAAUGGUCAUAGUUCCUUAAAGUCCCAGUGCACAGUGUUUUGUAUCAUAUUGUACAACAGCUGAUGAAUCUAACUUUGUAAAAGUGUGACAAAAUGUGAUCAGUGUUAUUUACUGAUAGUUGAUGGUUGAAAAUACAAUCUAAAUAGGACCUUCUAAAUCAGCAGGUUUUACAUGGAUUGAGUUUUGGCUUGCUUGGUGACAUCACCAGGUGGUUAAGUUAUAGACCAAUAACAAAGUGACUUCCAAACCAGGUUACAUGUCUCUCCCAUUAGGUUCCGCCAAUUAGGCCCCUCAAUCAGACCACUCCCAGACAGUUAUGGCAAAAUUCUUGCUUGAGAAAUAGUUUUUUGCUAAAAAGCUAUUUUUGUUUCUUUUUGACCAUUUUAAUGGAAUACUAUUACAGUAAGGUACUUAACCUUUACCCAGAAAUGACUUAAUAUUGAGAUAAAAACAGCUGCAUUGGGCCUUUAAUAUACUAUAAUAAUAGGAUUCAAUUCUCUGGUCCUGUGUGUGUGUGCUCACUUUGGUAGCCUGUGUGUGUGUAUUGGGAGUUUGACUCCCCUCUACUAUUAGCCAAGAGAUCCUUUCUAAGUAGAGCCCUGUCUGCUGAGGGGCUUGGCUUUAACCCAGCUGGCUGUUGGAGCUAUUCUGACCGGCCUCUCAGUGGGGCCAGGUAAACACAAGACAUGAUAAUUGAUUUCCAGCCUUCCUGCUGUCCGUGUUUACUAGGAUGCAGAGUCUCGUCCACCUCACCUGUCUCUUCAUGCACUGAAUGCACCAAAAACCUUACUGUACCUAGUGAAUUAUAGAACAAUUCUACAGCAAUAACACAAAACACUUCUACUGUGAAGCGUAAUGAUUAUUAUGAAGCACAGUACUAGUCCUACUCUGGGACAGUUGCUUUCAUCUGACCCAACCCCUUUAGAAUACUACUGCCCAUCCAUCAUUCUAUAUCCCACGACGUUAGCAUUGGCUUCUUUUAAAGCGAAAUGCUAUUCAGAUCAGGUGGAUCAACACUUACUCACUGUCCUGUUGGUCCUCUGGCUGCACUAUGACGUUAAUCCUGACUCGAAUGUUAUAAACUUAAUAGAGGUGAGUCUCUCCAUUCAUCCCAACAACAGCAGCUGCUCUAAGGAGAGGUUUGUGGCGGGAUUACAGUGGCUUUGAGGGGCUGUAAGAGUACAUAUCCAUUACACACAAUGGGUUGAUCAGCUGGAGAGGUUGUGUGAGAAGGAAGGAGGGAAGGAGAAAGGGAGUAAACACACACACACACACACACUAGGAUGUGGCGCACAUGGGUGUUAGAGAGAUAAACUGGGGUUCAAGGUGCCCCUCAAGAUGAAUGCACUUCAUUAAUGUGUAGACAGAAUUCAGAAUUUCUGUUCUGAUACAUCUAAGCGACUGGGAGCAUGUUCUCUAGGAAUACUAGAGGUAGUGUUGGCUGUUGGGUUGGUUUCCUGAUCAAAGCAGAGAUGUUACUACAGUUAUCUGACCUUUUAUAGUGACACUGUUUAUGUCUCUCUCUAGUCAACACCAGGCGAGUCUGAACAAGGAGAUAUGUUGGUGGUAUUAACAUAGUACUGUAACCCUCAAAUAGGAGACUCAGGAAUGUGUGUUUCUUUUGAGGGGGGGGGGGGGGGUGAGAAACUAUCUCCCUAGCUUUAUGCAUUUAUUUGAAAUGAUCACCCACUGUAUGCCAACAGACAUUAACAUAUUGUUAGUCUAUCUAGGAGGUUGGAGGGUACUCAUGGACAUUUUUCUUUACUUUUUACCUUUAUUUAACUAGGAAAGUCAGUUAAGAACAAAUUCUUAUUUACAAUGACGGCCUACCGGGGAACAGUGGGUUAACUGCCUUGUUCAUGGGCAAAACAACAGAUUUUUUAACUUGUCAGCUCGGGGAUUGGAUCCAGUAACCGACGCAAGCACCCACAAACGCACACACUCUAUGACCCAAUCCAGCUACACACCAUCUUCGUCAUUCACUGGACAGGGUACUGUGACUCUUCCAAGAUAGCUUAGAGGUCCAUUUAUGUUGAUCACUGAAUAUUGCGCACACAUAAAACACAGGUCUUGUUUGUGGCUUCAUUGAUUGGGUGGGUGAGAGGUUGAGCAGCAUGUGAUCCAGGAAGGAGCAGGCUGUUAGAGUUAGACACAGUCACAGCUGUUUCUCUGAGCUGGCUAGUCACGUGGGUUACGGCGGAAUGGCAGGCGGAAUGACAUCAUGUACCCAUGUGUUUGUGUUCUUAUAUGGAACCAGCAAGGGCCAAGAGUUAGAUUCACUGCCUUGCCUAUACAUAUGCCCCCCCCCCCCCC
Messenger RNA from Salvelinus fontinalis (brook trout), 3863 nucleotides. RefSeq names its product leucine-rich repeat-containing protein 52-like. Gene Ontology annotation, molecular function: transmembrane transporter binding; potassium channel activator activity; voltage-gated potassium channel activity. Lineage: Eukaryota; Metazoa; Chordata; Actinopteri; Salmoniformes; Salmonidae. The record is from RefSeq and is a predicted model, not a curated record. The transcript has 3 exons. Gene Ontology annotation, cellular component: voltage-gated potassium channel complex. The coding region runs from base 335 to 1366 and encodes 343 amino acids.